This is a messenger RNA of Oryzias latipes (Japanese medaka), 1660 nucleotides long. RefSeq names its product lipoyl synthase, mitochondrial. Gene Ontology annotation, molecular function: 4 iron, 4 sulfur cluster binding; lipoate synthase activity. Gene Ontology annotation, biological process: lipoate biosynthetic process. NCBI's taxonomy places the organism in Eukaryota, Metazoa, Chordata, Actinopteri, Beloniformes, Adrianichthyidae. The record is from RefSeq and is a predicted model, not a curated record. Gene Ontology annotation, cellular component: mitochondrion.
CACCAGACAUGGUAGUCGAUUACCGAUCUGUGUUGCUUACGACAGUUGUAUGCUAGCUAAACAAAGUCAUGGCGUUACUUAAACAAAGUUGCUGUAUUGCAGGCCGCUUCUCCACAAAUCACAUAUGGUUGAGUCCUAGUAGAUCCAUUCCACAUAUUUCUACAAACAGUCUGGCAACCACAGCCAGAUCCCCCUUAGAGCCGGUUGACCGGAAGAAGGCGCUUCAGAGCGACGAUGGUCCUGAUCUCCAGGACUUCAUUUCAGGAGAUCUGGCGGAGAAAUCCAAGUGGGCAGAUUAUAAAGGACAUCUGAAGAGGCAGAAGGGAGAGAGGCUGAGGCUUCCCCCGUGGCUGAAGACGGAGAUCCCCAUUGGAAAAAACUACAACCAGCUGAAGAACACCCUGAGAGAUCUCAACCUGCACACAGUGUGCGAGGAGGCCAGGUGCCCUAACAUCGGGGAGUGUUGGGGAGGAGGAGAGUAUGCCACGGCUACAGCCACCAUCAUGCUGAUGGGAGACACGUGCACUCGCGGCUGCAGGUUCUGCUCAGUAAAAACCGCCCGUCAGCCCCCUCCUCUGGAUCCAGACGAGCCAUACAACACCGCCAAAGCCAUUGCUGCCUGGGGACUGGACUAUGUGGUUCUGACCUCUGUUGACAGAGAUGAUAUUCCUGAUGGUGGAGCAGCUCACUUUAGCAAGACAGUCUCUAACCUGAAGGAAAGAAACCCUCAGAUCUUGGUUGAGUGUUUGACACCGGAUUUCCGUGGUGACCUGGCGGCGGUAGAGACGAUAGCGCUGUCAGGCUUGGAUGUGUACGCCCACAAUGUGGAGACUGUGCGUGAACUGCAAAGAUACGUUCGUGACCCCAGAGCAAACAUUGACCAAUCCCUGAGUGUUUUGAAGCACGCUAAAAAGGUCAGGCCCAGUUUGCUCACCAAGACGUCCAUCAUGCUGGGGCUCGGGGAGACGGACGAGCAGAUCCUCAACACUCUGACAGAGCUGCGAGAGGCGGGAGUGGACUGUCUCACACUCGGUCAGUACAUGCAGCCCACAAAACGACACCUGAAGGUGGAGGAAUAUAUUCCCCCUGAAAAGUUUGCACAUUGGGAAGAAGUUGGGAAUCAAAUGGGAUUUGUGUACACAGCCAGCGGGCCUCUGGUUCGGUCCUCCUACAAAGCAGGAGAAUACUUCUUGAAGAAUUUACUGAAGAGCAGAAAAGCUGAAGCUCCUCCAGAAGAAUGAGGAGAAGCGGCGCUGGAAUCUCACCGUUUGAAGAACAAAAGCUUCUUCCAUCUCAGAUUCCCCUGAGUGUCACAGAAAAACUGGUUUUUAUCCGGUCAGAAAAUAAAAGCUUGUGAAUCAGUUUGAACAUCAAGACAGAAUCCAGUUCUUCAGAGAGACACAAUGGCUGCAGUUUUCUCCUCACUUUAUUCUGUUGACACUAAGCUGUCAUGUUUUCCAAAGGAAACAUCUGCUUCAUAGUCUUUUCAUAAUUUAAUUAAAUCUAUUGGUUAAAGAUGGGCAAUACAAUUGACUUUCUCACAUAAACACACUUGGAAAUAGUAGUUAAGUCUGUAUUAUGCUGGUAUUUAUUCUAGAUGUGAUGUUUGUUUUGGCUUUAUUAAAAACAAAGUGUAAAAUCAUUAAAUCGUAUGAGCAAA